Molecule: messenger RNA, 1461 nt
Organism: Micropterus salmoides (largemouth bass)
Lineage: Eukaryota; Metazoa; Chordata; Actinopteri; Centrarchiformes; Centrarchidae
Product: E3 ubiquitin/ISG15 ligase TRIM25-like
Exons: 5
Coding region: 1-1461 (486 amino acids)
Molecular function (GO): zinc ion binding; protein binding
Source: RefSeq, a predicted model, not a curated record
AUGGAGUCAUCGCCCCCUCGUUAUCCCUGGUGUCUGAACAGGACAGGAGGCAGCCGCGACUCCUAUAUGACCUUCACCUACUCUCCCAAAACAGCCUGUCCUAGUGUGGAUGUGUCUGCUGCCAGCUGUCUGCUGACUGAAGAUCAGUUUCUGUGCUCCAUCUGUCUGGAUGUGUUCACUGAUCCAGUCAGCACACCAUGUGGACACAACUUCUGUAAAACCUGCAUCACUGAACACUGGAAUAUUAAUGUCCUGUAUCAGUGUCCCAACUGUAAAAAGGUUUUCAACACAAAACCUGAGCUGCAGGUCAACACUUUCAUCUCUGAGAUGGCUGCUCAGUUCAGACAGUCAGCUCAACAGAAAGCCAGCAUCAGCAGCUCAGAGCAACAAGCUGCCAAACCAGGAGAAGUUCCCUGUGACGUCUGCACUGGAACCAAACUGAAGGCCCUGAAGUCCUGCCUGGUGUGUCUGGCCUCCUACUGUGUGACUCACCUGGAGCCUCAUCUGACAGCUUCACGCCUGAAAAGACAUCAGCUGAUCGACCCUGUGGAGAACCUGGAAGGUAGGAUGUGUAAGAAGCACAAUAAACUGCUGGAGCUAUUCUGUAAGACCGACCAGAUGUGUGUCUGCAUGCCCUGCAUAUAUUCAGACCACAAGACACAUGAUGUUGUUCCUCUGAAAGAAGGAUAUGAAGGAAAGAAGGCCGAGCUGGGGAAGACAGAGGCUGAAACUCAGCAGAUGAUCCAGAAGAGACGACUGAAGAUUCAGGAGAUCAAACGCUCGGUGGAGCUCAGUAAGGUUUAUGCAGACAGAGAGAUAGCAGGUGGUGUUCAGGUCUUCAGCGCUCUGAAGGAGUCUGUUGAGAGAAGCCAGGCCGAGCUCAUCGACACGAUCAAAGAGAAACUCCUGUCCCUGAACGCUGCUCCACCCACCAAGGACUGGACAAAAGUCAGCGUUUGUCCACCUUCACAUGAGGGGACUGUGAGGAGAGCUGUGAAUCAGCUGGAGGAGACGCUCAGUGAACUGAUGAAGAAGCUGCUUGAGGCCGAGCUGAAGAGGGUCCAGCAGUAUGCAGUGGAUGUGACACUCGAUCCUGAUAUUUCUCAGCCUGAGAAGGUGGGGGUGUUUGUGGAUUAUGAGGAGGGUCUGGUCUCCUUUUAUGACGUUGAUGCUGCAGCUCAUAUCUACUCCUUUACUGGCUGCCGCUUCACUGAGAAACUCUACCCGUACUUUAGUCCCUGUCCGAAUGAUGGUGCUGCUCCACCCACCAAGGACUGGACAGAAGUCAGCGUCCGUCCACCUUCAUAUGAGGGGACUGUGAGGAGAGCUGUGAAUCAGCUGGAGGAGACGCUCAGUAAACAGAUGAAGAAGCUGUUUGAGGCCGAGCUGAAGAGGGUCCAGCAGUAUGCAGUGGAUGUGACACUCGAUCCUGAUACAACACAUCCCUUGCUCAUCUUCUGA